Messenger RNA from Harpia harpyja (harpy eagle), 3178 nucleotides. It is a transcript of the gene TMEM86A, whose product is annotated as transmembrane protein 86A. Lineage: Eukaryota; Metazoa; Chordata; Aves; Accipitriformes; Accipitridae. The record is from RefSeq and is a predicted model, not a curated record. Gene Ontology annotation, cellular component: membrane. The transcript has 3 exons. Bases 71 to 784 code for a protein of 237 amino acids.
CGCCCCGGCAGGCAGGGCAGCAGGCAGGGCAGCGGGCAGCAGUAGCAGGACGCGCCCCGCCGCCGCCGACAUGGUGUCCCCCGUCACUGUGGUGAAGAGUGAAGGCCCCAAACUGGUGCCCUUCUUUAAAGCCACUUGUGUCUAUUUUGUCCUCUGGCUGCCAACUUCCAGCCCCUCCUGGUUCAGUGCCCUCAUCAAAUGUCUGCCCAUCUUCUGCCUGUGGGUUUUCCUUCUGGCUCAUGGAAUUAACUUCUUAGUGUCACACCGGAGUGCCAGCCGCAUCCUAGCAGGACUCAUAUUCUCGGCAGUGGGAGACGCCUUUCUCAUCUGGCAGGAGCAGGGCUACUUCAUUCAUGGUCUGCUGAUGUUUGCCAUCACACACAUCCUGUACUCUUCAGCCUUCGGCAUGAAGCCUUUGGACCUCAAAGCCGGCUUGUUGAUGGGCCUUGUUUCCAGUUCCUGUUAUGCCUUCCUGUACUCCUACCUCUCAGGCCCAUUCACCUACCUGGUAGCUGUCUACAUUGCCUUGAUUGGCUUCAUGGGCUGGCGAGCGGUCGCCGGCAUGCAACUGUGCAACGACCUCUGGACAUGGACCAAGCUCUCGGCCUGCGUCGGCGCGAUGCUGUUCAUGGUGUCGGAUCUGACCAUUGCACUUAACAAGUUCUGCUUUCCUGUGCCCUACUCGCGCUUCAUCAUCAUGGCUACUUACUAUGCAGCCCAAAUGCUUAUUGCACUGUCAGCUGUAGAGAGCAGAGAUGAAGAGGACUUCAGAAAGAGGAGCUAGGUGGAGUGCCAAUAGUCUGUGAACAAUGUGGGUUAUAUCUCAGGUGCUGUAGCUGCAUUCACCCCUGAGAGAGAUCUCCAUUUCUCUAAGCACAUUGGUGAUGUUGAUUUUGCUUCUUUGAAGCAUUACCUUUGGGGCUUUUUUUUUCAAUGGCUUUCUCUGAAUACAGCUUACUUCAGUGUGGAGUCCACAUCAGAAAGCUUAGACUGUCCCUGCAGUAGCUACUCAUUCAAAUUUUCCUCCUUGGAAGUGCUGUACUACUGCAUUUUACUUGUUAGUCUCGAAACUGAUGCUGAAUGUCUGGGAAGAGGAGGGCUGAUGGAAAGGAGGUUUGGCCAAGCACUGUGCUAGAAGACUUGCUUUCAAUAGUAGGCAGACAGGCACAGAUCUCUGCUAAAGUCAUAGGUAAAAAUGAAUUUAACCGACAUUUGUCUCUUUUUAUGCAUUACAAACUCAGUAUGCAAACUGGAGCUAUUGCCUCUGCUGAAAGGAAGCCUGGAGGUAGAGUAAAAACAGCAUAUCCAGAUGAGGGCUGAGCUUUGCAGUAAAUGGCAGCAUGUGGGGCAGCCCCCAGCAGAACCAGAACGAAAGCAAAACACCAAGCAGAGAGCACAGAGCAAGAGGUGCGCUGACAUGCAGCGCUGCGUGCUUUGAUCAUGGCUGAUCAUUGCUCCAGGGCAGGUCUGUAGGUGCAAGUCAGCAGGUGCAAGUCAGCAUUGCCGUGUGUGGCAGAACUAGGAGUUUGGUGGGAUUUCAGGGACAUCUAGGUAGCCAGGCCGGUGCAUUCUCCCCUGCCGUGCGUGCACAGUUACACAGUGUCUCCAGUGACAGUUGAGAUGUAAUGGGCACAUGAAGAACUUUGAUUUUUACAGCAGGACUUUGAGCAUGUGUCUUAGUAAUGUAUGCCCUAAUUGUCCUUAGUAUGGCAGACAGAAGCCUAACCUUUAUGCCUUUCUUUCCCAGUAUCCUAACAAAGAAUAUUCCAUAUACUCAUUAAGCUUUACAGUACUGCUGCUUGCAGUAUCUCUCUCAGAUCUUCAUGUGAGCAUUUCCUGUGGUCAAAGCCCUGAUUUUAGAUGUAGAUUGUUGUUGUGUUUUGCCAGCUGGUGGUAAACAAUCAACUUUGCACCACUUGUUUUUGGAAAGCCCCUUUUCAGCAGAGCUUCCUGAAAAACACUGUCCUGUGUGUUCAAAGUGCCUGCCACUUCCUUCUCGAACUCACAUAGAUGCAGUCAGGGUGUGGUAUCAGGGCUGGGAAAGUCUGUUUAAUUCUGAUCCAAAUUCUUUGGUUGGUUUGUCUGCCCAUCUGCUGAAGCAAGAUUACUUCUCAGACUCUUUUAAAAAGAUAUAGGAAGAGGUUGUCCUGAUUUUUAAUCCAAGUUCAUUUCUGAUCAUACGUGUAUUUUUUCCUCUUAUUUGGGAUAACUAACAGCAAGCUCUGUUUCUGUUUGAAACUAUCUUGAAUGUGCUUUCUCCUUCUGUCUGUCCUAGGGUCGCUCCCAUGGGCUGAGAUGCUCCCCCAAUGGCUUGUUUUAAGACACGAGUGUACUCAGGUGUGCAAAGGAAGCUAACUGAGGGUUCCCGCACCUCUUCAAGCCUGCAGCCAAACAGGGACAACCAGAGCAGACUACACAACUUGAAUCCAUGCACGCCCCAACAACCCCUUGCACCCGCUAACAUGGGCAGAGGGAGCCGGAGGGGCAGCCCUCGUGGGCUGAAAGUCACCACAGUCUCCAUACCUAGCAUGCCCAGACCAUUCCAGGCGAAAGCCUGGCACCGAGUCCCUGGCACAGUCGGCAGAGCAGGAAUUCCUCUUUGCGAGGAGUGCAGCAGGGUCAGGGGGCAGCUGAGGAAACCCUACCAACCCUGCUAGCUUUUCCCUUGGUGCUGAGAGGUGCUAAGUGGGUCUCCUGCUCCUCCCCAGCCUUGCGUGGUGGGACUGGCUGGGGAAUAGGCAUUGCCUCCCCAUGACUUCUGCGUUAGUGCAAAUGCAGCCAGUAUUACAAAAAUCUAGGUUAACCAUCCUGACCCCAUGGAGUCAUCUGCUGCUUUUCAGACAGAGAUCAGAAAGGUCAGCUGCAUUAUUGAGAGGGAAAGCAUUGUAAAUAGCACAGCCCCAUGUAAUCUUUUCCCUUUAAUGCUGUUGUGUGAUAUUGUCCGUAUUCAUUCACUGGCGCACGGGGGCCUGCCUGGAGUAAAUUGCUAAGGGGAUUUAGAGCCAUAAAACAUCUUCAUUCAUCAGCAUUGCUUAUCUCCUGGCCGCAGCUUGAACCCUGCAGUGUAGCUCUCUGCAGAUGUCACCGGCUGUUACUCAGCUUGACUGCAAAUCUCUUCCUGCAACAGAUUGACCCAGCUAAGAGGAAAUCUAAGCAUUUGGGAUGACCCCCCCCCCCC